AUGACCUGCGGAUCCGGAUUCUGCGGCCGCGCCUUCAGCUGCGCCUCGGCCUGCGGGCCCCGGCCCGGCCGCUGCUGCAUCACGGCCGCCCCCUACCGCGGCGUCUCCUGCUACCGCGGCCUCACCGGGGGCUUCGGCAGCCGCAGCGUCUGCGGGGCCUUCCGCGCCGGCUCCUGCGGCCGCAGCUUCGGCUACCGCUCGGGAGGCGUGUGCGGGCCCAGCCCGCCCUGCAUCACCACCGUGUCGGUCAACGAGAGCCUCCUGACGCCCCUCAACCUGGAGAUCGACCCCAACGCGCAGUGUGUCAAGCACGAGGAGAAGGAGCAGAUCAAGUGCCUCAACAGCAGGUUCGCCGCCUUCAUCGACAAGGUGCGCUUCCUGGAGCAGCAGAACAAGCUGCUGGAGACCAAGUGGCAGUUCUACCAGAACCGCAAGUGCUGCGAGAGCAACCUGGAGCCCCUGUUCGAGGGCUACAUCGAGACCCUGAGGCGGGAGGCCGAGUGCGUGGAGGCCGACAGCGGGAGGCUGGCCUCCGAGCUCAACCACGUCCAGGAGGUGCUGGAGGGCUACAAGAAGAAGUAUGAGGAGGAAGUGUCUCUGAGAGCAACAGCUGAGAAUGAAUUUGUGGCUCUGAAGAAGGAUGUGGACUGCGCCUACCUCCGCAAGUCAGACCUGGAGGCCAACGCCGAGGCCCUGACCGAGGAGAUCGACUUCCUGCGGCGCCUGUAUGAGGAGGAGAUCCGCGUCCUCCACGCCCACAUCUCAGACACCUCAGUCAUCGUCAAGAUGGACAACAGCCGGGACCUGAACAUGGACUGCAUCGUGGCCGAGAUCAAGGCCCAGUACGACGACAUCGCCAGCCGCAGCCGGGCUGAGGCCGAGUCCUGGUACCGCAGCAAGUGUGAGGAGAUGAAGGCCACGGUGAUCCGGCACGGGGAGACCCUGCGCCGCACCAAGGAGGAGAUCAACGAGCUCAACCGCAUGAUCCAGAGGCUGACGGCCGAGGUCGAGAACGCCAAGUGCCAGAACACCAAGCUGGAGGCCGCCGUGACGCAGGCGGAGCAGCAGGGCGAGGCGGCCCUCACCGACGCCCGCUGCAAGCUGGCCGAGCUGGAGGCCGCCCUGCAGAAGGCCAAGCAGGACAUGGCCUGCCUGGUCAAGGAGUACCAGGAGGUGAUGAACUCCAAGCUGGGCCUGGACAUCGAGAUCGCCACCUACAGGCGGCUGCUGGAGGGCGAGGAGCACAGACUAUGUGAAGGCGUCGGGGCCGUGAAUGUCUGUGUCAGCAGCUCCCGAGGUGGGGUGGUCUGCGGCGACCUCUGCGUGUCGGGCUCCCGGCCGGUGACCGGCAGUGUGUGCAGCGCCCCGUGCAGCGGGAACCUGGCGGUGAGCACGGGUAUGUGCGCCCCCUGUGCGCCCUGCGCCCCCUGCGCCCCCUGCAACUCCAUCACGUCUUGCGGCCUGGGCACCGGAGGUGUGGGCUCCUGCGGCAUCAGCUCCUGCGGCGUGGGCUCGUGUGCCAGCAGCUGCCGCAGAUGUUAGACCCCCGAACUCAAGCCUCGGGCCUGGUGUCUCUCCCGCCCAGCGUCCAGGGGGAGCAAGGCCUCAACUACUUCUCUGGCACUUUGAAAGAUCUGUCCCACUCCCGGCCUCUUGUCUGUGUGUGAUCCCUUCCUCCUCAGCUCCGUUGCUGGUGCUAGGAAAGGCUACCCCUAAAAAGAAGUUCCUCUGAUGCCCAUAGGAAGGGGGCUCAGAGGCCAGAGGCUGCCCUGGAGCUGAUGGCGGUACCCCACUCCCCAAUCCUCCCCCUUCCACCUCUGCCGUGCCCAUGUCUGUCUUGAUCUGUGUUUCCAAUAAAUCAAUGUAGCCAACUCUGAGC
Molecule: messenger RNA, 1879 nt
Organism: Canis lupus familiaris (dog)
Lineage: Eukaryota; Metazoa; Chordata; Mammalia; Carnivora; Canidae
Gene: KRT81
Product: keratin 81
Exons: 9
Coding region: 1-1542 (513 amino acids)
Biological process (GO): intermediate filament organization; keratinization
Cellular component (GO): keratin filament
Molecular function (GO): structural constituent of skin epidermis
Source: RefSeq, a predicted model, not a curated record